Molecule: messenger RNA, 2832 nt
Organism: Suillus clintonianus
Lineage: Eukaryota; Fungi; Basidiomycota; Agaricomycetes; Boletales; Suillaceae
Product: CHAT domain-containing protein
Exons: 3
Coding region: 1-2520 (839 amino acids)
Molecular function (GO): protein binding
Source: RefSeq, a predicted model, not a curated record
AUGACUACCCGAGGAAAACAGUUGUUUCUUCAAUUUCCCAAGAUGAUGCUUGCCAUCAGCCUUGUAUGCAGAUUCCAGCAACGGAGCAUCGUAUCUGACCUAGAUGAGGCCAUCAAUCUCCAUCGAGCUGCACUACAACUCCGUCCCACUGGCCAUCCUCAUCGAUUCAGUUCUCUCAAUGACCUUGCCAUUGCUCUUCUUCUGAGAUUUCAGGAACGGCGCGUUCUGUCUGACUUGGAUGACGCCAUUAAGCUUCAUCGAGCUACAUUGGCUCUCCAUCCACCUGGCCAUCCUUGUCGGCCCAUAUCUCUCAGCAACCUUGCCGGCUCCCUUCGCAAUAGAUCCAUGCAGCUGGAGCGGCGUAUCCUUUCUGACCUAGAUGAGGCCAUUAAUCUCCAUCGAGCUGCACUAGCGCUCUGUCCCACCGACCAUCCUCAUCGAGUGGUGUCCCUCAACAACCUUGCCAUGAGUCUUGGAAACAGAUUCCACCAUCAGGGUAUUCCGUUGGACCUGGAUGAGGUCAUCGAGCUCCAUCGAGAUGCUCUGGUGCUCUGUCCGCCUGGCCAUCCUCUUCGAUCUAGUUUUCUCUACAACCUUGCAAACAGACUUCUAGACAAAUUCGAGCAGCGUAAUGUCCUGUCUGACCUAGAUGAGGCCAUUCAUCACAAUCGAGCUGCGCUGGCGAACUCCCCCGUAGGUCAUCCUGAUCGAUGUGCUUCUCUCCAAAACCUUGCAAGCAGCCUUGGAGUCAGAUUCCAGCAGCGGGAGAUCCUAUCAGACCUAGAUGAGGAAAUUGAGCUCCGUCGAGGUGUUCUGGUGCUCUGUCCCCCUGGUCAUUUUCAUCGAUCCACAUCUCUCAGAAGCCUUGCCCUCAGCCUUCAAUAUAGAUCCAAGCGGCAGGAUCAGACAUCAGACAUGGAUGAGGCCUUCAGGCUUUAUUCCCAACUUUCCCAACCAUCUCAUUCGGUCUCUCGUAAUGACAUUCGUGCUGCCGAGUGUUGGAUUGCCUCUGCUGAGCAGGCGAAACAUGGCUCUGCACUGGUUGCCUAUCAGACAACGUUGAAAUUCCUAGAUCAGUAUGUCGCUGUCUUGGCGUCCUCAUCCAACCAUUUCAAUGCGGUCAAGGGGGCCACUUCAUCCAUUGCAAUGGACGCUUUCUCGUGCUGUGUUCGCUAUAGCACUUUGAUGACUGCUGUUGAAUUGGUAGAGCAAGGCCGUGCGGUACUAUGGACCCAGCUAGCACGCUUCCGCACACCCCUGGAUGAACUUUCCGCAUCAGGUGACACCGGCGAAGCUUUGGCGGAAGAGUUCAAGAAACUCAGUAUUCGUCUUCGUAGCGUGUUUGAUGCGGCUACUGAAGACCAGUCCUCACAAAUCCGGCAACUGACCAUGCAGUGGGCCGAUGUUGUUUCCCGCAUCCGCCUCCUGCAUAACUUUUCCCGUUUCCUCCUGCCUCCGCUGUUUUCCGACCUCCAGAAGGCGGCAGAAGAUGGUCCAGUCAUUAUUGUCAACGCAAGCAAAUAUAGCUGCGACGCCUUGAUUGUCAUGAGCACCCAAGAUCCUAUCCUCAUUCCACUUGAUAUCACACUCGCCGAGGUCUCCGAGUUGUCAUCCGAGUUCCAAUCUCUCACAGCGCGUGUUGGUUCUUCUGAUCAUCGACUCGAAUCACACAAGAUUGUUGGCAUCCUGCGCAAUAUUUGGUCCCGCAUCGUUAGCCCCGUAGUCGGAGCUCUCAGGGAGUUGAUUGUCCAUGGCUCACGCAUCUGGUGGUGUCCCACCGCUGGGUUCACGAUGCUUCCUCUACACGCAGCAGGACCCUAUGAGAAGAAAAGGCAUAAUUUGUCUCAUUUUUACGUAUCCUCUUAUACCCCAACUCUUGCGGCACUCAUUCGCGCGCGACAGCGUGUUUCUCAAGAUGCGUCCGUGCAGCAUUUCGUCGCCGUCGGCCAAGGAAAUCCGGAAGGAGGAAAGGAAUUGCGAUGCGUGGCUGCUGAGUUAGCCAUCGUCGCUGAGCGUGUCGAGCCCAUCCUGUCCUUCACAUCACUCGCAGACAAUGAUGCGACAGUCCGUGGAGCAUCUGAUGCAUUUAGUCGCAACCAGUGGCUUCACCUUGCCUGCCAUGGCAUGCCAAAUCGGAAACAACCAUUUGAGUCCUCCUUCGCAAUGCGUGAUGGCCCUUUCACCAUCAAGGACAUCAUCCGGUCCCGCUUGCAGAAUCCGGAGUUUGCAUUCUUAUCGGCUUGCCACACCACUGUGGGCGAUGAAUCGAGCCCCGAUGAGGCAAUCAACCUUGCUGCAGCAAUGCAAUUCUCUGGAUUUCGCAGUGUAAUAGGUUCGAUGUGGUCCGUCGAUGACGAAGUUGCGCGCCAGGUCGUUACUGCGUUUUACGACAACAUGGUUGAUGGUUCGGGGCGAUUGGACUGCAGGCGUGCUGCGGCAGCAUUGCACAAUGCUGUGAAGUCGUUGCGGAAGAAGAUUCCACUUGAACAGCAGAUUGUAUUUAUUCAUAUAGGUGUCUAGUUUGAGACACGUGCCUGCCGCGAAUGCAGAAUGUCUUGUCCACCGUCCAUUGGAAAGUGUUCACCAAUAGCACGAGUUUUUCUACAUUGAUAGCGAGUCCUAUAUUAAUUGGAGGCUCGGUGUGGACGAUGAUUGCAUGGCAAUGCGACUUGCUUGCAAUGAGAACAAUGAUAGGCCCACCGCGAGCGAAACGAGACCUUUGUGAUUUCUGCGAUUAGUUAAUAUCAUCAAUCCACAGCAUCUGGGAUGGUAUACGUAUGCUGUUUUCAGUCUAAGUUUUAACAGAUCGCCGGGGGUAAAUUUGUCUGACCU